CUAUCAUAAACUGUCACUUGAACUUACAGCUUGUCAAAUUUAUCGUACAACGGCACGUUUUCGUAAUUCGGAGCGGGUACAAAAUUAGUAGUUUGAAAUGUACGGAGUUAUCAAGUACGAUGUUUCGACUGUGAGCGGAUCUUUACUCAAUGCAUUUGUAUUACUUAUAAAUACCUUAUUUUUCAACGUGAAGUUAAUUGGAGAUCCUGAACAGGUGUACCCCAAGGAUAUCAGCGAAAAAAUACUGAAGGAGCAAGAAACGGUGUUCGACUUCAUCAUAGUAGGCGGUGGAGCUGCGGGAUGCGCUGUAGCAAAUCAAAUAACAGAAAAUGGCUUAUGGAAGGUCCUUUUGAUAGAAGCUGGCGAUUAUCCAAGUCCAAGCUCGGAAGUACCUGGUCUCUUCACCACGUUGAUUCGUUCAGGGGAAGAUUGGAACUUUCUUAUGCUCAAGGAACCUAGAGCUUGUCUUGGACUGAGGGAAUCUAGAUGCAGAAUAUCUCGAGGCAAAGCACUUGGUGGCACCAGCGCAAUAGGCAACCUGAUGUACAUAGGCGGUCUUCCCGAAGACUACGACGAGAACGGAUUCGUCCAAUGGGACGGUUCAAUUUUCCGCGACAUUUUCAUGCAUUUGGAAGACUACACCGGAAGUGAACAGUCUUAUUAUGGUCAUGGCAAAGGUGGACUUUUACAUUUUGAAGAUGCUGUCUACAACGAGUCAGCUAAAGAUAUGCUAGAAGUGCAUUACAUAAAAGUUGGUAGCAAGAGAAUGCCGAAACGACACUCCCUUGGCAUGAUCAGUCAUUUUUUGAUGACCAAGAAUGGUGAACGAUACAACAUGGCUAAGGUCUUUCUCACUCCGAUCAAGGAUCGUCCAAAUCUAUUUUUCAGUAAGAACACUCUAGUUGAAUCGAUCCAAAUCUCGGAACCCGUCGAUAAACGGGCAACCGGGGUCAACGUUUCAAUAAACGGAAUAAGACUAUCCCUAAGGGCUAGGAAAGAAGUAAUUCUUGCUGCAGGACCAAUCAAUAAUCCCAAGCUUCUCUUGCUAAGCGGUAUCGGAGAAAGGGGUUACUUAGAUAAACUAAAAUUACCUUACAAGGCGUAUAUGCCAGCAGUUGGAAAGUACCUACAAAUGCAUGUUGCUCUACCAAUAUACGUAUCUCUGAACCGUACUUGCCCCACCUGUGAACCAGAGGUAUACAAUGAGACAACACUUUAUCAGGAUACUUUCGAGUAUAUACUUCAGAGAAAAGGAAGAUUCACUCAUACAGGUGUCAAUAAUUUUGUCAACUACAUACUAACGAAGAAAACGGGUACUACAUUGCCGAACCUCUCUGUCCAACACAUGUAUUUCAGAAUAGAGGAUAGGAAUUUGUUGGCUUGGUUGGAAGCGAUGGACUACCAUCCUAAAAUUGCAGGGAGGUUGUUGAGCGUGAACAAGCUGAACCCAAUGAUGAUGUUUUUGGUAACGCUGAUACAUCCUUUGUCCAGAGGUGAACUGAACUUGAACGAAACGCACUUGCUCGGCGAUCCUUCUAUUAAAGGUGCAAUCUUCUCCGAUGAGGAAUCUUCUGACUUCGAUACGAUUCUAUCGGGAUUCAACUAUAUCACCAACUUGACCACUGUUAUGGAUGAUUUGGCCGCGGAGUUUAUGGACAUUGAUAUACCCAAUUGCAGAAACUACAAAUUUUGUUCCAUGAGGUACGUGAAGUGCUACAUCGAAAACAUGGUAUUUCCAAUGGGAGGUGUUGGAGGUACGACCAGAAUGGGCCCGGAGUGUGACGAAACGGCGGUAGUGAAAGAAAACUUGGAACUGCGAAGAGUAAGAUGUCUAAGAGUAGCAGAUUCUAGCAUACUGCGGGAACUGCCGAGGUCUAAUACUAUUGCUACCGAUGCUGCAAUCGGGUACAGGUUAGGCGAGAUUUUGAAGGAAAAGUGGAUGAAAGAUUACGAAGCCAAGUUCAAAGUCGGUAAAGAGGAGGAAGAAGAGACUGAAUAAGGCAUAAGGAUGUUUGAUGAUUGUGAUUAGUGUGGGAAGAGGUCAAACCUAAUGUAAAUUGAACCACGUUUAUAAAACAUAUAUAUCUUCGAAUUUUCCAUUACUCAAAGCAUUUAUUAGGGAUGAUGCUGGUUCAAAAGUAUCUUGCAC
This is a messenger RNA of Acanthoscelides obtectus, 2149 nucleotides long. Lineage: Eukaryota; Metazoa; Arthropoda; Insecta; Coleoptera; Chrysomelidae. The record is from the annotation of a GenBank genome assembly.